Molecule: messenger RNA, 333 nt
Organism: Saprolegnia diclina VS20
Lineage: Eukaryota; Oomycota; Saprolegniomycetes; Saprolegniales; Saprolegniaceae
Exons: 1
Coding region: 1-333 (110 amino acids)
Molecular function (GO): protein-disulfide reductase activity
Source: RefSeq, a predicted model, not a curated record
AUGGCCGUCGAGAACAAGCACUUUGCGAGCGAAGCCGCCUUCCAGGCCGAGAUCGCCCAGGACAAGUACAAGGACCGCCUCAUCGUCAUCGACUUUACGGCCUCGUGGUGCCCGCCCUGCCAGUACAUCAAGCCGAUCUUCCACCGGUACGCCGACGAGACGCCGGACGCCACCUUCUUCCAGGUCGACGUCGACGAGAGCGACGAGCUUUCGGAGGCGCUCGGCGUGAGCGCGAUGCCCACCUUCCAGUUCUGGCGCAACGGCGUCAAGGUUGAAGCGCUCACGGGCGCCGACAAGGACAAGCUCAAGGCGCUCAUUGCGUCGCUCAAGUAA